UAUGAGUCUGUUGCUGUCGCAGUUUGCAAUGUUUUGGUUUUUUUUUCUCUUUAAACAAGUUUUUUUUUGUGUGGACUGCUUAGAUGCCUUCCCUCUGACAAAGCCGACUGAGAGCUUGCUUUGUUUGCGCGUUUAGGGGCUGCGUUAACACGUGCGUUUUCAGCACUUCGACUGUCAGCGUGGCGGUACUUCCCCAGAACAUUUGCGUGAUGCGUCAUCUUUCCGCAGCUAUAGUUUCCACAAAACCUUUUCAUUCGCCGAUUUCAGAGCUUAAUUAUUGGUGGUCUUUGUUAUCCAUUACGCAAUGGGUACUUCAAUUUCCGUAAAAAUGGAACUUGCGAACAGAUACAACCAAAAGCUACAGACGCUCAAACAGCUGUAUUUAAUUAGGUCUACUUAGAAACAUCGCCCCUGACUGGCCGGUGAUUGUUACAGGCGAAGUUGUUGAUCUCAAAUUAAUUUUUGCCAAGUUACUUUUCUACCAAUGUCUAUGGCUCUUCUGGACCAGCGUCACCUUAAAGAGAUCAGUCAGAUAGUAGAUGCUCUGGACUGCAGUGAGCGCAGGAAGCUCCUCUACCUCUGCGGGAGCUUUGAUACUGACACCAGCGGGACCUUUGUGAAGGACUUUCUGAAAUCUAAAUUUCAAGAUCAUGAAAACAGCACCCUGUUUCUAGUAGAGCUCACCUGGCGUCUAGAACGGUUUGACAUCCUGAGGAGGGUGUAUAAAAUAACCAGAAAAGAGGUGGAGGAGACUCUGAAGUACACACAGGUUCUCUCAAAAUUCAGAGUAUUGAUGGUCAGUAUAAGUGAGGAUGUGGACAAGGAGGAUCUGGACAAGAUUAAAUUCCUGCUGAGCAACACAUUGUCCCGGGAGAAGAUGAAGGCUACUGAGACUUUUCUGGAUAUGCUCAUUGAGCUUGAGAAGCUGGAUUCACUUUCACCUGAAAGACUCGACAAUGUCCAGAAGUGUUUUAUGAACAUUGGCAGAGUUGAUCUCGCCAAAAAGCUUGUUGCUUACAAGAUGUCAGCUGAAGCUUCAGGACAGCAUUCAUCUCAACAGCAAGUUUGCAGAGCACGUGAAACUGCUCAAGGGGCAACCCACCACAAUGCCGGGGGGAGUGUACCAUUGUCUGUAAGCAGAGAGCCAAGCAGUAGGAAUCAACUUGAGCAGUACAACUUUAACACUAAUCCCAAAGGAGUUUGUGUGAUUAUAGAUUGUGUGGGUAAUGAUGGAGGAAUGUUAGAACAGACUUUUAAUGCUCUCCACUUCAAAGUGAUCCUCUACCAGUGGCUGAGUGCUGAUGAGAUUCUCUCAGCUCUCAGAGGGCUUUUUAGUAAAAGAGAAAACCACCCAGGUGAUGGCUUUGCCUGCUGCAUCAUCAGUCGUGGUACAGCCAAUCAUCUCUUGGGUACGGACUUGAACGGCAGCGGUCUACCCAUUGACAGCAUCAGACAUGUCUUCACUGCUGAGGUUUGCCCAAUUCUGGUUGGCAAGCCCAAGCUCUUCUUCAUCCAGAGAUACAACGUUCCAGAGUAUGAACCCUGUGCCAGGAUGAGCCACUGGGAUGGGGAUGUAGAGCCUGAUGGCUUUAAUGGGCCGAUCAUGCAUAAUUGCAUCCCCACAGAUUCAGACAUUUUCUGGAGUCACUGCUGGACUGAUGAACGUCAACUAGAGCAAGAACAACAGUCCAUUUACCUUAAGGCUCUGACAGAUGCCUUAAACAGAGCCAAAAGCAGGAAAACUCAUCUUGUUGAAGCUCAUAUGGAGGUGAAUGGUGCCAUCUUUGAGCAUAACAAAAGAAAUGCCGGAGCAGAUUAUCACAUUGAUUUAAGACAUACUCUGAGAAAAAAUCUUUACUUGGAUUAGAAGUUAUCAUGAGCACAAGUUUCCACAAACUUUCAGUAUAGUCAGACUCACACUAAUGUAACUUAGUAGAUUCAGACCCUCAUCCAUGAAGUGUGUUUUGUGUAUAGACUGACACCUACAGGUUAGAUUUAGACCAAACUUUUAUAUGAAGAAAAAAAACUCACAUUUAUUUAUAUUCAUUUAUUUAUUUAUAUGUAUACACACACACACACACACACACACACA
Melanotaenia boesemani (Boeseman's rainbowfish) is the source of this 2092-nucleotide messenger RNA. RefSeq names its product CASP8 and FADD-like apoptosis regulator. The coding region runs from base 485 to 1867 and encodes 460 amino acids. Gene Ontology annotation, biological process: negative regulation of extrinsic apoptotic signaling pathway via death domain receptors; proteolysis. The record is from RefSeq and is a predicted model, not a curated record. Gene Ontology annotation, molecular function: cysteine-type endopeptidase activity; protein binding. The transcript has 9 exons. NCBI's taxonomy places the organism in Eukaryota, Metazoa, Chordata, Actinopteri, Atheriniformes, Melanotaeniidae.